Molecule: messenger RNA, 339 nt
Organism: Lactuca sativa (garden lettuce)
Lineage: Eukaryota; Viridiplantae; Streptophyta; Magnoliopsida; Asterales; Asteraceae
Source: RefSeq, a predicted model, not a curated record
AUGUCUCCAUCUAGGUUGGUUUUUGGAAAACGAUGUCAAAUUCCCGUGGAAUUGGAACACCGUGCAAUUUGGGCGGUAAAACAAUGCAACUUUAACAUUGAUGAGGUGGAAAGGCAUAAGAAGCUUCAACUUCAAGAGUUAGAGGAGUUGAGAAAUGACUCCUAUGAAAACUCAAGAAUUUACAAGGAGAGGACAAAUCUUUUCCAUGACAAGUCCAUUAACCGCAAGAAUUUCGAACCGGGACAUAGUAUAUUGCUUUUCCAUUCGCGAUUCAAAUUAUUUCCUGGAAAGUUGAGGUCAAGAUGGAUAGGUCCGUUUGUUGUGUUAAAAAGUCUUUGA